CUGCCGUCGAGAAAAGAGUGCGUCAAAGAGACAACAUUCAACAUGGAGGUCGAAAACAGGGGCACAAUAAAAGAAAAAGCAAACUUCGAUGACGAGGCCGCGGCGAAGCGCUUCAAGCUCGCCAUGAAGGGCCUGGGCAGCGACGAGGCCGCCAUCAUCAGCCUGCUGGUGUCCCACAGCUCCCUGCAGCGGCAGGCUAUCGAGGAGAAAUACAAGAAGAUGUAUGGCAGAGACCUGGUUGAUGACCUCAAGGACGAGCUGGGCGGUCACUUCGAAGACGCGGUCGUGGCGAUGAUGACGUCACCGUACAGCCUCUUGGUCGACGCUUUACAUUCUGCACUCAGUGGCGCCGGAACAGACGCAGAUGUGCUGACGGAAAUUCUGUGCUGUCGAUCGACCGCAGACAUUGAAAGUUUGAGCUGGUGGUAUGAAAAACGGCAUGGGCGCACGCUGGACGAGGCCCUCGAAGACGACCUCAAUGGGGACUUCAGAGACCUGAUGCGGGGCCUCGCGUCGGGCAGUAGGGAGGAGGAGGGCCCUACAGACAGCGCGAAGGCCAGGAAAGACGCCCAGGAUCUUUAUGACGCCGGUAUUGGGGCAAACGCCGGCAGCGAAGAGUCAGAAUUCAUCGCAAUACUCAACACUCGCAGCUUCGCGCAGUUGAACCCCACGUUCCAGGAAUAUGAGAACAUUUCGCAAGAAGCCAUCGAAGAAAGUAUCAAGAAGGAGUUCAGUGGUGACCUCAUGGAUGGCUUACUCUCCAUUGUGAAACGCGUGCGCGAUCCUCCGGGCUUCUUCGCCGAACGUCUGCACAACAGCAUAGCGGGGUCAGGCACGGACGAUAAGACGCUCAUACGGCUCCUCGUAUCCCGCUCUGAGGUUGACUUGGCUGACAUCAAGCCUCGCUACAAGGAGCUCUUCGGAUCCGAGUUGUACGACGACGUGAAAGUCGACACGAGCGGCGACUACCAGAAGCUUUUGCUCGCCAUCAUCGGAAAAUAAGACAACAUCUGCACAAAAUUUUAGCGAUUGGCCAUGCACCUUCUUCAAUAAAUGCUUAUCUUUUUAACACAAUAGGAACUUAUAGCAUAGAUAAUUUUGAAAAAUAAGAACAGACAUGCACCACACUCACAGGAAAUAGUGAGAUUUGGUCCAAAUAGGGAUGCACUUUUUGUUCGUGUGUGGGUCAUCUUGAUCUAGUUCGGUCCACCAAAAUCAGUACCAGCGCUACGUGCAGAAAAGUACCUCACUAUUUGAACACGGCGACGCACUUAUUUUUCCGAGACCAUGCUUGCUGAUCUGUGACGGUUGGACAGAUUAAUUUUCAUCCUAAAUUCAUUUUGGAAUAAAUUAUAUUAAAUAUUACAGAAUUUUUGGUACGGAAUAAUUUUUGCCACUUUUCUGCUCUUUCAAGUUCAUAAAAUCAUCACUUUAGUCAUGUAGAUUAGAACUAAAUAAUGUUUGAAGUUGUGUAUUGGAGGCGUUAAG
Hyalella azteca is the source of this 1488-nucleotide messenger RNA. RefSeq names its product annexin-B12. Lineage: Eukaryota; Metazoa; Arthropoda; Malacostraca; Amphipoda; Hyalellidae. The record is from RefSeq and is a predicted model, not a curated record. Gene Ontology annotation, molecular function: calcium ion binding; calcium-dependent phospholipid binding. Bases 43 to 1002 code for a protein of 319 amino acids. Gene Ontology annotation, cellular component: cytoplasm. The transcript is spliced from 8 exons.